AUGUCUCGAGAGAUUCUUAUUGAGAUUUCCGACCCAACAGUUCCACCAGCCGGUCUUGCGAUAUUUAAAACGACGUGUAUAGACAUUGGUGCGACGUACAGUUCAUUCAAGGAGUUCAAGAAGUUUUUACCGGUCUUGUUUUCGAUCUUCUGGUUCAUAUGUUGUGGGUAUUGGAAUAGUGUGUUUCAAGUCUUUGCGCAAGAGCGAUACACAAAAUGGCUUUCGAUGAAUCCGGACAUUCCGCGUGACUUAAUUCUUCCAGACUUUUUUUUCAAAAUUCUUCCGCAUCUCAAACAAUCGUGGAUCUGUGACGUAUACAUUGGUUCGUAUAUUGUCUUUUCGAAUUUCAGAUUUCUCUUUUCAAAGUAUCGCUCGUGCAUAGUGAAGCGCUACUUCUUAUUGAAUGGCGUUCUUUUCUUGAUGCGAUCGUUCUCGAUAUUCUUCACGAUUAUGCCGGACCCUUCACUCUCUCAAAGUGACAUCAAAUACAACCCAUUCAUUGAAGGAUUUUACUUGAUGUUUGGGAUCCAUAAGACUACUUAUGACUGUAUGUUCUCGGGACACACGGCUUCUAUCAUGUUAUGUACACUUAUGUGGCAUCAUUACGCUGGUGUUGUGCCAAUUCUCGAUGUGGAUGUAUGUGGAAAGUGUCGGAAAAUGGUUUCUAAGACGGGGUAUCCACUCGGGGUAUCACUCACUUCACUGUUCGCCUGGGUGUACUUUCUGUUCGGCGUGUUGCUCUUUUGUAUGACACAUUUGCACUACUUUGUUGAUAUAUACAUUGGUGGCGUCGUCACCUUUUUGCUUUUCAAAAUGUAUAACAAUUAUGUAACAACUAUGUACACAAGAGAUAACGCUUUUAACUCUUUCUUGAGAUGGUUUGAACAGGGGGCAUUCGACGUGACAGAUGUUGUUGGAGAACAACUCGACGAUGAAUUAAUUUGA
Messenger RNA from Entamoeba invadens IP1, 945 nucleotides. RefSeq lists its product as hypothetical. NCBI's taxonomy places the organism in Eukaryota, Evosea, Mastigamoebida, Endamoebidae. Gene Ontology annotation, biological process: ceramide biosynthetic process. The record is from RefSeq and is a predicted model, not a curated record. The transcript has a single exon. Gene Ontology annotation, molecular function: ceramide cholinephosphotransferase activity; sphingomyelin synthase activity. Gene Ontology annotation, cellular component: endoplasmic reticulum membrane; Golgi membrane. Bases 1 to 945 code for a protein of 314 amino acids.